UUACGGUUUUAAAAACACUAUGUGUUUUAAUGACUGAAACUUAUUAUAACUAAAUAAACCUCUAAUUUAAAUGAACGGUUGUGGUAGCUAACGUUAGUAAGAAAACGUCAGAGGAAACCAAUUGGUGAACUAAGUUAAUGUCAACAGAGAUGUUGCCAGACUAAAACAUAACAAGUCUAAUGUUUGUUUUGAUAUCUAAUCGCUUAUUUUUAGCAUAUCCAGCUCAUUUGCUUGGCUAUUGAAUUUCCACUUAAACGAUUCUGUCCAAAAUAGAUAUUAAAUCUUUGGUUUCUCAGACAACAGCCUUGUUUAGAUUAUAUAUAGAGCUUUUGAAAUAUUAAACGUUGUUCUGGUAUGCUGUUUGAAGGUUUGAAAUCAUGUCGAAGGUGUCUAUGGGUAAAGUACUGCUCCGAAAUGUCAUCAGACACACAGACGCCCAUAACAAGAUUCAAGAGGAGUCUGAGAUGUGGAAAUUGAGGGAUCUUGAGCGACAAGCCUCGUCUGCUAAUUCACCAAAGCAGAGGGGCCGCAUGCACUGUGACCGUUACUUGAAUGACUCCGAGGGAUCCAUGCGAGAGCGGCUUGGAGACAAGAGAGAUGAGAUGUCUGAGAGAGACGAGAGGGAAGCUCGAUACUGGACCCGAAAACUGUAUGAGUUUGAAGCCAAUGAUCCUGACAGGUGGGGCCACAGUGGCUUUAAGGAGCUUUAUCCAGAGGAAUUUUAUCCUGAUGGGGAAAAAGACCACAGCAGUAGUAAACACAAAAAGAAAAAACACAAGAACAAACUAGACGCUGACAUAGAGAAAUCUUCCAAGAAGUUGUCUAAGAAGAAGAAAAAGAAAAAGGAGAGGAAGAGAAGGAAGACUGCUGCCUCAGGCUCUGAGACCUGCAGCGAUGCAGAGGACACCGUCAGGAGGAAACAGAGGAGGAAGGGAGGUAAGAGCAAGCGGAGAAAAAAGGAGCACAAAAACAAAGACAGAACCGAGGACAGCGACACAGACGACAGCCAUUCAGACACAAGGACAAGAACGCACAGGAAGAGAGACUGCCCUGAAACAGACACGCUGACUGAACCUCUGAGGAAAAAGCGGAAAAACUGGAAAGUGGCGAUUGAGGAGAGAUCAGAGGAGAGCUCUGAUGCUUGACUUUUCGAUAUUUCCUGUCUGCUUGACUAUGCUAACUCUAGACACAUUGUUUUAACUGUGCAUAUCAUUCAUAUCUGGGAGACUCUGAUCUUGGGUCUAGAGUCAUUAACUUGAACUUUAUACCUCAGAAAA
Messenger RNA from Carassius carassius (crucian carp), 1277 nucleotides. It is a transcript of the gene nkapd1, whose product is annotated as NKAP domain containing 1. The coding region runs from base 378 to 1145 and encodes 255 amino acids. The transcript is spliced from 5 exons. The record is from RefSeq and is a predicted model, not a curated record. Lineage: Eukaryota; Metazoa; Chordata; Actinopteri; Cypriniformes; Cyprinidae.